Mus caroli (Ryukyu mouse) is the source of this 4880-nucleotide messenger RNA. It is a transcript of the gene Ttc34, whose product is annotated as tetratricopeptide repeat domain 34. Lineage: Eukaryota; Metazoa; Chordata; Mammalia; Rodentia; Muridae. Gene Ontology annotation, molecular function: protein binding. The record is from RefSeq and is a predicted model, not a curated record.
AUGUCAGCUCAGGAGCUCGUGGCCUGCCUCUGCCAGGAGGGGGACAAGCACCUGGCCCUGGAGGAGCUGCCCUUAGCCACAGCCUUCUAUCUGGCCGCCUUCAGCUGCCAUGCGCCUUCAGCUGUGCGGCAUGUACAGGCUCUUCUGGCUGAGUCGCCAGGGGCACCUGUGGUGGCCACCCUGGAGUCCUGGUGUUGUGGGGACAGUCAGAUCCCUGCUAUCCACUGGGAUGGCAUGACGGUGGUCUCCCUGACUGGGCCACUGGCCUCUGCCUUCCUCGGUGCCAUUUGCCCGGAUCACCCUGCCACUGUCCUGUACCUUUUGGCUGGCCUGCUGGCCCAAGGGCGUCACGUGGAAGUGGUGCAGCGCUGUAACACUCUGCUGGAUGCACACUCCAAGCAGGCCCUGGAGCUUCAGCUGACACGUGCCCUGGCCUGGGUUCUGUCUGUGGACCAGACCAGAGAGGGCAUAGCGGCCUAUCUUCAGAACUUUGCCUCCAGCGCAGCCCGGACAGUGGCCUUCAUUCGUAGCCACCAGCAGCCCUACCUUCCCAAGUUGCUUGGCUGCCUCCAGAACUACCUCUCAGGACACCCGAAAACCAGCGCCAGCCAGCAAGAGACCAACUGCCGGGGACUACUAGAGGCCCUGGACCCCAGAGGCAGCUGGAUGGGUGCCAUGUCACCGGAAGCUCUGCUUCGCAGAGGCCGGUUUGAGGAUUGCAGGGCGGCAUGCAGCCGAGACCUUCAGCCUGACUCAACGGGGAGUAGACCCCAAGGCGAGCACCUGGCGGCCCUGCUGAUCACCCGCGCGGCCGCCACCUUCUUCCAGGAUGGACCAGCUGGGGACAUGCUGCGGGACCUACAGGAGGCCUUCCGCGAGAGCCCCGCCGGCGCACGGAAGCAGUUCCAGGCCCUGCUGUCCGCGGAGGACCGCGAACGCCUGCAGACACAGGCGCAGGAGGCCGCGGGCCUGGGCUUUGCCCGCUUCCUGGAGGCUGUGCGAAGCCGCGAGCUGCGCCGGGAUGCAGACCGCGAGCUCUUGGUUCCCGUGACGCGCGCGCUCCGCGUCCUGCUUCGCGUGGCACCUGCCCGACAGCGACCAGCGCUGGGCAUCCGACUGGCCGAGUGCCUGCUGCUGGCCGGGGACGUGGCGGGGGCUCGCGCGCAGUGUGAGCGCCUCCUCCGUCCCAGGCGUCCGGGGGAGCGCGCGGGGGACCGCACCGGAGAGCACGCGCCGCUGCUAGCGCUGCGCGGCUUCUGCGCGCUGCACGCGGGGGAUGCGCGGCGCGCGCGCGAGGACUUCCAGGCAGUGGUGGAGCGCGCGGCGCCGCACGCGGGAGGCUGCGUGCGCGCGCUGUGCGGCCGAGGGCUGCUACGCGUGCUGGCGGGUAGCGCCUUCCUGGGCGCGCUGGACUAUGUCACCGCCUGCCGGCUGCGACCGGAGGAGGCGCUGCUGAUCGCCAAGGCCUACGUGCCCUGGAACCAGCGUGGGCUGCUGCUGACCGUGCUGCGGGAGGAGGGCCGCAAGAUGCUGCGGCGCUCGCCGAGCUACGCGGGGAAGGCUGCGCAGGCGCAGGAGGGGGAUGCCUAUGGUGUUUACCAGCUGGCCAUGCUGUUAAUUGGGAUGGAUGCAGAGGACGAGACUUCCUGCCUCUUGGCGGCUGAUGCCCUGUACCGCUUGGGCCGUCUGGAUGAUGCUCACAAAUCCUUGCUGGUGGCUCUUUCCCAGAGGCCCCAGGCAGCCCCUGUGCUGGUGCGGCUGGCCCUACUUCAGCUGCGGAGGGGCUUCUGCUAUGAUGCCAACCAGCUAGUAAAGAAGGUAGCCCAGUCUGGAGACACUGCCUGCCUCCAGCACAUGCUGGACAUCUUCCAUCAUGAGGACCUGCAGCUGCUGCAAGACCACUGCCAUACACGGGCAUUAAGCAUUCUGCGGGCUCGGCCAGGUGGGUCAGACAGCGAGGCCCACACCAGGGAAGCCAUCGCCUAUCUCUCUUUGGCCAUCUUUGCUGCAGGGAGUGGAGCCAGUGAGUCCCUCCUUGUCCGAGCCCGCUGUUACGGGCUCCUGGGUCAGAAGAAGACAGCCAUGUUUGAUUUCAACGCCAUACUUCGGGAGGAACCAGGAAAUGUGAAAGCUCUGUGUGGACGAGCUCUCGUGCAUCUGGCCCUGGACCAGCUGCAGGAAGCUAUGGAUGACAUGGUCUCUGCCCUGAAGCUUGACCCGGGCACUGUUACCCCAGAGAUUCUCUCCCUGAAGACAGAAGUUCAGUUGCCCCUCACCCAGGGCCUGUACACUCGCUGCCGGGUCCUCCUGAACCAGUGUCUGAACACUGGGGUGCCCCUCAGGGAAGAGGACACCCAAGGCCUCCUUGCCAUGGGGAAGGCACUGAUUAGAAUAAAUGCUACACAGCCCAAUUGGCACCUGCUUCUCACAGACAUCCUUACAGGACUGGGCAAGUAUCAGGAGGCCGGCACCCACUUGCAAGAAGCACUACACCUCACCCCAUCAUCAGAGGCUGCCCAGGCCCGGCGAGGCUUGCUCCAGCUUAAAAAAGGAGAUGUGUCAGCUGCUGCCCAUGGCUUGCAGUGCCUGGCAGAGAGAGAUACUCAGGACCUUGGCUUCCUGUUACGCCUCCUUGACUCCCCAGAGCGGCAGAGUCUUGCGCAGACAGCUGCCAAGGAAGCAAGCAACAUCUUGGAUUUAGGGAAUCCAGGGCAGGCACUGAGCUACUGUUCUUUGGCCAUCCUGGCCGGAGGCAACAAUCCUUACUAUCUACGUGUCCGAGUGGCCUGCUUGACCCAGCUGCAGGAGUAUGACAGGGCACUCAGGGACCUGGACCGGGUGCUGCAGCACCCUGCAGAGGACAGUGACCUGCCAAGACGGUCGGAAGAUUUCUGCACCCAGGGUCGCCUGCUUCUGAGCCUGGGGGAUAAGGAUGGAGCCGCAGGGGCCUUUACCCAGGCUUUGGCCCUGGCACCAGCCCAGGCUCAAAACAGCCUGUUGGAGCAACCAGGCCAGGCCAUGACAGCCAGUGUGUUCUUGAUCCAUGGCCAGCGCUGUCUAGAGGAGCAGCACUUUGAGGAGGCCUGGACAGCAGUCCAGAAUGGACUCCUGGUGGACCCCAGCCACAGUGGGCUAAAGAAACUGAAGCUGAGAACUCGCAAGGUGGCCACCUCUGGCUGCAGACUACACUAACCUGCUUGACUCCUCUACCAGUACCACUUCUCAUCUAGGAUGCGCCUGGCUCCCCAGAUCCAAGAGUGGUUCUCUCCGCUGGCCACCCUUGCCUGUCCUUUGCUGUGGGAUUAGAGGAGAAACUUCCUGCGUAUACAGAGCAGCUGGCCUGGGUGGCUCACAGCCCCACUGCAGUGGGCAGCCUCAGUACUCUGCUUAUACCUGGGACAUGGGCAAGGUCAGGGUUAGCACCUCACGGCCUAGCGGGAGAGUCGCUGGCCCAAGGAGCCCUUUCUGGGGAAGGAGGCUGCUUAAAGCAGGCCUAGAUUGCUCCAGAUUCCUGGCUGCCUGUGUGGAACUGACCUUGCCUGGUCAUCCUCCAGGGACCCAGUGCCCAUGCCAGCAAGCACAGCCCAGGCAGCCCCUUCCCUCAUAAGGCCGAGAGACCUCAGGCUUCCACUCAGCCUACUGUCCAAAGUGUCAGCGUGUGUUUUGGUGCAUCUGAGCUGAGAUAGCUUUAUGUGGGCAAACUUCCCAUCCAGUCUCGAUCUCUGCCAGGGGGGCUCCAGCCUGUCACCUUCACUACCACCAUCACCAAAGCUGUCUGUCACAGGGGCCGGGCUGGAGCACUUCAUGCACUCACAAUGGACAGGACUGCUUGGCAUGACAUGGCAAACCUCUUCCUUAGCUUCUACAGUGAAGAUGAGAGUGGGGUCUGAGACUUCCCUUUGCCCCAGGCUGCCUUCUCUGCCCCUUCCUCCUGCAGUCCUUUUAGCACCGUUGAAACCCACCGUCUGACCUACACAAACCAACCCCCCCAGCUCAGAUACAGGAUUCCUGAGCCUGCCCAUCCCCAGGUAGUGAUGAAGUGACUGGAUAGGAUUAGCAGUCCCUUCUUAUGAAAGCCUUCUCACCUGCCCUGACAUCCCUCCAUGGUGCGGGAGCCCUCCUCCCCACUGCUGUAAUACCUGAGACCUGGCAAGCUAUGCCUCCGUGUAUUCCACAGGAGGGCCCAGAAAGGCUCUUCUGUGAGGCACACCCUGGUUCCUGCCACCCUUCCCCACCAUAAUCUCUAGGAUAGUCUGGUGCAUGUCUCCACCGGGUUACCCUUUCACCCACCUCAUGUCCAUCUCUCCACCUGGGUGUCCCUUGGCACUGCAGACACCUGUGGACAUCCAGCAGCACCAAGGUCAAGCAGUUGUCACCUGGGUGUGCCCUCCACAUCCUGUGCCUUUGCUGGCUUUCAGCCUAAGGUACCCUGUCAUGCCUAUUCCUUCCAGGAUGCCUCAGCCUUGACAUUCUAAACAUGAAGGAACUCAGAUCUGGCAGAGCUCCUCCCAGCUACCAGGGGCAUCAUCCAGCACCUCGUGGUCUCCCGAGGUCUUAGCUCACUUGCUCUCUCUGCCACUGAUCUGGCACCUUGCUGUGGUCUGAAUAGGUUCCCAAAAAUCCAUGCAUUGAGACCCCACUACUGAUGGGAUGUUGCCAGAAUGUGGGUCUUGUGGGUGGGGAGGAGUUAGGUUGUGAUGAUGGAGCCCUAAAGAUUGGGGUCUGUGGCUUUGAAGGUACUUCAGCCCACCCAUGUAUGAGAACGGAGUCGGGGAGUGCCACCUACAAACCAGGAUGCAGGCCCGUCCCCACAUACCUACCAGGGCUCCUCCUUGGAGUUCUACCUCCACAGCCAUGAGAAAUAAAUCUCACUUGAUAAG